Verruconis gallopava is the source of this 745-nucleotide messenger RNA. RefSeq lists its product as uncharacterized. The record is from RefSeq and is a predicted model, not a curated record. The transcript is spliced from 3 exons. NCBI's taxonomy places the organism in Eukaryota, Fungi, Ascomycota, Dothideomycetes, Venturiales, Sympoventuriaceae. Gene Ontology annotation, molecular function: carbon-sulfur lyase activity. Bases 66 to 500 code for a protein of 144 amino acids.
GCAAUCUCUGAAAGCCUGGCGUAUCCGCUGAAUCAAGACGCCUAAAAUCCACUCGAGUUCACACCAUGCCGUCUGGAUCGUGCUCCUGUGGGAAGAUCAAGGUCUCUGUCGAAGGAGAGCCGGUUGCGCAGGGUCUAUGCCACUGCUUAGACUGUCGCAAAGUCAGCGGAAGCGCCUUCACCGUGAACGCGGUCGUGAAAGCCGAGCAUUUUCACGUGACGGGAACCCCAAAGGCGUGGCACAAGGUCGCCGACAGCGGAAACAAGAUCGUAAACUACUUUUGCGGCGACUGCGGGUCGCCGGUCUACGGCCGGGGAAGCUUUGGCGACAAUUACGUCGUGCGAAUGGGACUCAUGGACCAUGACGGCCUUGAGGGUGCAAAGCCCAGUGUGGAGUGCUUUUCUGAGCGCCGGCUGACUUGGAUUUCGCCGUGCGAGGGCGCGAACAGCCUCGUCGGGAUGGGAAAUGCUCAUUCGAAAGUGGCGGAGUCUAAAGCUUGACUCUUCUCUUCAUAAAUUCAAAUCGGAACGCCAGUGAAGCUUAGGUCGCCAGAUUUGGCCGUGGACGGCAUGAAAAUAAAGCAACGCCCAAUGAAAAAAGCAGUUAAUUGAAUUGCACAAUCAAACAGACAGGACGCGAUUCUCGAUAGCGACAGCGUAGAGUUCGCUUCUAAGAGGGGUAUCAUCUUAUCUAGCAACAUGGAAGACGUUUGAGUAGAGAAUCGUAAAUCGUUUUCGAAACCAAC